UAACAGGUAUCUAGUAAAGGAGGCAGAGGAGGGGGAAGAGAGAAGAAAAAAUAAAAAGAAAAAAAGAAAAGAAAACUAGUGGUCUUGCAGAAGUAAAGUGGUGGGUGGUAUUGGUUUCAGUUGGCGCCAAAUAAAAAGCUCAUAGGAUUGAAAUCAAUGAAAUGAAUGGAUGGGCAAAUAAAGUCUAUCCACUUCUUAUACUUGCUGAGCUUAUGCCUUAGCUUGCCAGCUUCCUCUUCUCUCUCUUUCUUCUGUCGGUUACUCUUUCCUUGUUUAAUGUCCUCUUUUUCACUUUCAAAAACUCUCUCUCAGCUACCGUCUAAUAUCUUCAUUUUCCCUGUACACGGUAAAACAAGUUCAAAGCCUUUUUGGCAUCUCCUUGCCGUUCAAGAAUCUAGUUUCUUUUAAGCCUACCUCAAGUUCAUGGGGUUUGGAGAAACAAAGAGCUCAUCAGGCUAUGGCAAGCCUCCAUGGAUAUUCAAAGGCAGUGCCUUGUAUCAGCUCCAUCUUGUGAAAGCUGAAACGGCUAGAAGAUUCAUGCCAAAGAAGUUUCGACUGGUUGAAGCUUUUGGAUACACACUUGGUGGUUUUUUCCUUGCCAAUUAUGAUGACAGCCCGGCCGGGGUCUUUGAUGAGCUUGUGGUGAUCGCAGGAAUUGUGUGGAAUCCUCCAACAUCUUGCGCAUGGGCAGCAAGGGUUCUUGUGAACAGUGAAGAAGCUUGCCAUCAUGGACGAAAGGACGUAGGGCUUCCAAGUCAGGUAGCCAGAUUUUCAAAGAGAAUUACACCAGUUCCAAGACAAACAAAGGGUAAAUUCGGUGGCUUCCUAAACAUGAUUGGUAUGGGCACUACUAUCCAUCACUCGAAAGAUUGCAUGGAGGUUCAGGUGGCCGAAGUUGUGGGUCACGCUUCAGCAGAUAUCUGCAGUAUCAAACUUAUAACUGAUGUGCCUACACCGAGAUUCAACAAAUGGAUGGGCCCAUCAAUCACAAUGUCACUUCCAAGCUUUAGUGGUCAAACAGAAUAUAAUCCCAACCUUUUGAAGUAUUCUUGCCGUAUUGCCUGCAGGUGGCGAAAGCAAAGAUCCAACGUAUAGGAAGAGCAAGAAGGUUAAGUGAUAUUUAAUGAAAAACACUAAACAAUUGGGGGUUGACACCAAGUCACCAACUGGAGUAACCUAAACGGAUAACCAUUGCACUAAAUCACCUUGUAGCCAUUCCUGAAGCAAAAAUCUCCGGUGCAUUUCUUUCUGUGGUAGCAGGAUGGCUUUCGCACUUUUUUUCUGCCUUGAUGAUUAUGUCAUGAACAUUUAGAGCUCAAAAGUUUGCUGUCGUAUCUCAUGUGUAUCCCUUGUGUAAUUGAUGUUCUUGCCACAUACCUCUUGCUGACUGGAAAAUGAGAAAAUUAUCGAUUUAG
Molecule: messenger RNA, 1415 nt
Organism: Theobroma cacao (cacao)
Lineage: Eukaryota; Viridiplantae; Streptophyta; Magnoliopsida; Malvales; Malvaceae
Source: RefSeq, a predicted model, not a curated record